AUGGCCGAAUACAAUGCACAUUGUAAGCAGCUGUCCUCUUUCAUACUGUGGGAGACUGAAGCUCUUUUCAAAACCAAUGAUGUCGUUUUGUGCACAAUAAACGCCAUCAGCGUAGCAUUUGCCAUAUUAAUUAAUCUACUCAUUGCGAUUGUAAUGAAGAAAAAAGACUUGAUUAAGACGCCAUGUCACAUUCUGGUAUUCAGCCUUACUGCGAUUGACUUGGUUGCUGCCUUGGUACCCAAGCCUUUAUACAUUGACCUUCGAUUAGCUAUUUACCGUGAACACGUGACCUCCUGCUCGCUAAAUCGUAAGGCAAGAGUGACUGAGUCAGCGAUUAUAUUUUGUGUUGGUUGUUCUUUUCUUCACUUGGUGUGCAUUGCUCGGGAUCGCUGCAAUGCUCUUUGUCACCCUGUACGUUACAGAACGCCAGGAAAAAUGAAGGGUGAGCAUCAUAAUCAGAAGACAUGUUGAAUUCUGCAAAGAGCUGAUCGUACUGCAUGAAAAUUAACUUUGCAAGAUAUUAACGCGACACCGAAAGAUCCCAAAACAGAGCAGGGUUGUAGCCGUCGACAGCUGUUUCUCAAUUAUUGUAGCUCGUCAAGACUGCGUAACAAACAGAGAAGCUCUACUGAAAAAUAACCCACUCACUCUGAUUUAAGCUCUGACAUGGAACUCCCAACAGCCCCAGAAUCACGCCAUAUCACGUUUCUCCAGGAGGGCAAGAGUCCAAGUGUCGCGUUAAUGUCUCGCAACGAAAAUAUAUAUGGGAUGGUAGUGCGUCAAUUUUAUAGAUCCGAUAUGCUGUACAUUUCAUGGUUUGGUUGGUUUGGCCAUCCUAUAUUUUCUUUGCGAGACAUCAACGCGUCACUUGGACUCUUGCCCUCCUAUCCGGCGAUACGUAUUACGAUCAGCUUUGCAGAAUUCAAAAUGUCUACUUUGUAUACUUUUCCUGAUCAGGUCUUCUUUGAGAUCCUACUUUCCUCGGCAUAUUCGUUUGCGGUCCUUUGCAGUUCAUGUCAAUUUAUCGUAAUCAGUGCCUUUUCAAACUUCCCUUCGACAGGGUUCUAACCACGUUUGAACCACGUGACCACACUUUAUGAUCAUCAUCAUCAUCAUAAUUAUUAUCGUCGUCGUCGUCGAAAUCAUCAUUAUUAUCAUUAUCAAUCAUCAUUAUUUUUUAUGAGAUUUUCCACUUGCGCACGAGUUAGUUGACUAUAUAUUCAGUAGACGCGCAGUAAACUGAAAUUGAUAACGAAUUCGUGAGGUUAAUUAAGUUUUGACGGGGUCCACAAAAGUGAACAAAAAAAACAAAUUGAGACGAUACAUACACACACACACACAGAGGUAGACAGUCCCUAUCAAUAUUUUAAAUUCAACUUAGCUAGCCUCGUAGUAACAACCACCCUGCACCAAAGACGGAGCAAAAACGUAUGUGAGACAUUGGCGAAAUCCCUGUGUUCUUGGCACUGGGCAAACACCUGUUUAUCAGGAUUUGAGUGCACGCCAUGAUUGGCCUGUUAAAAAAAGCAUUGUCAAUUUGCCAAUCACGUUGAAGAAAAAUUCGAAACGCAUUUUCGGUAAUUUGAUGAAUCUUUUAGGUGCCCAGAACAAGGAUAUAUCGACACUGCAGCGCAGACGUUACUUGCCCGGGUUAGAUUGCGUAUGUAACGCAGGCUACGUAACAAACAAGUAGUUGACAAUACACCUGUUUACUUUGUGUGUUUUGUUUUCCCAAUUCAGACCACGUAAUGUUCUCCGGGGACUUUUCCUUUUGUCUUUUAUUAAUUAUGCAUAAAUGGGCACAUGGAAGCACGUGCAUACGACGAAAUUUGAAAAGAAAAACAGUUCUCUGGGGUACCAUCACGUAGUUUGUGGUUUAGAUCAUGUUGACAAUCCUGCUUUUAAAUGACAUUCAUAGUUUUACCGACAGUUUUACCUAUAUACGGCGGGGAGAGAGUUCUUCAAACAAACAAAUAUGCAAUUACGUACAAAGUAAAUGUUAAAUUUACUACAAUGCCAGAGCACUAGUUUUAAGUGGAAUAUCUAAUGCACAGGAAUAAUUUUUCUAAAUAAUAACAUUAAAUAAGUCGAUAAUAUAUGACUAAUAAAACACAGGCAAAGAAAAUUAUAGAGUUAUAUCAAUUUUGUCAUUUUUGUUUUUCCUAGUGACCACCUGGUUAGCCUGUGGUUGUUGGGUUACCUGGGGCAUAAUAGUUGUGCUUAUUGAGUCAGGCGUAUUCGCAGAACGGACUCAGUUGGCAAUCAGAGGUUCCAUUGCAGUGCUGUUGCUAGGCUCCCUAGCAAUAUAUCAAGUCAAAACCAUCUUGAUCGUCUUCCGUUACAAUCAUUCUGUGAUAAACGACAUCAAUUCACUGGAGGUUCAACGAUUAGUGAUGAGAGAGAAGAAAGUUUUGACGGACACGAGAAUCACCUUGGCAAUUUUUUCACUACUGUUUAUACCAACAGCUAUUCUAAGCGUUACACAGCCGUCUGGUUUGUACGCUAAUGUCGUGUUUCCCUGGUCAAUGGCAAUCACACUUCUUAACUCCUCCAUAAACCCUUUAAUUCAACUAUGGAGAAAUCGCAGGUUAUUAAGAGUUAUAACUGAAUCUUUAUUUGGAGGGCUAACGAGACCUUGA
Porites evermanni is the source of this 2639-nucleotide messenger RNA. The record is from the annotation of a GenBank genome assembly. Lineage: Eukaryota; Metazoa; Cnidaria; Anthozoa; Scleractinia; Poritidae.